CAAAAGGCAAAGUAUAGUAGACCCGAAAAACAAUCUCUUGGUAGCCUUUUCAUCUCUCUUGCAUCACAAGUAAACCUCUCAUCAUUCAUUUCCACACAGCACUGAAACUCGAGCAUUUGCUCUCUCGAAUCCCAUUUCCCUAGCUAAAAGGUUCGGAAUUCCACAACAACAACAAAAGACCUAUUUUGUGAAUCUUUUCUCUAAAUUAAGAGUUAUUAGGGCAAAUUUCUACAUAGCAUGGGCUACAUCUCCAACAACAACCUCAUCAACUAUUUGCCCCUCUCUACUACUCAACCUCCUCUUCUUCUCACCCACUGUGAUAUUAACGGCAAUGAUCACCAUCAGCUCAUAACCGCAUCAUCAGGAGAACACGAUAUUGAUGAACGGAAAAACAACAUUCCUGCGGCGGCGACUUUGAGAUGGAAUCCGACGCCAGAGCAGAUCACGACGCUAGAAGAGCUUUACAGAAGCGGAACACGGACGCCGACGACGGAACAGAUCCAACAGAUAGCAUCUAAGCUUCGUAAAUAUGGGAGAAUCGAAGGGAAGAACGUUUUCUAUUGGUUUCAGAAUCAUAAGGCUAGAGAGAGACUAAAACGCCGCCGUCGUGAAGGUGGUGCUAUUAUCAAACCACAUAAAGACGUCAAGGAUUCAUCAUCAGGUGGUCAUCGAGUUGAUCAGACAAAGCUCUGCCCAUCUUUUCCACACACAAACCGACCACAGCCACAGCAUGAAUUAGAUCCUGCGAGUUACAAUAAAGACAACAAUGCUAAUAAUGAAGAUCAUGGGACGACUGAAGAAUCUGAUCAGAGGGCAUCAGAGGUUGGUAAAUACGCCACAUGGAGAAAUCUUGUUACUUGGUCGAUAACUCAACAACCGGAAGAGAUUAAUAUCGACGAAAAUGUCAACGGAGAAGAAGAAGAAACGAGGGACAACCGGACUUUAAAUCUCUUUCCGGUUAGGGAGUACCAAGAGAAAACAGGCCGGUUGAUAGAGAAGACGAAAGCAUGCAACUACUGUUACUACUACGAGUUCAUGCCUCUGAAGAACUGAAACAAAAAACCCAUGUGUGAAUAAUAAAUAGGACUUUAAUGAAGGUUUUAUUUGUUGUUUUGUCCACGAAUGGUAAGUGAUGUGUUCUUAUAAUAGAAGAGAAGCGUUUGAAGAUGGAGACGUGUAGUAAAUGUUAUAUAGGAGCGUUUGAAGAUUAUUAUUGUUAGUUAUUACCCAAAUGAGAAGGUGGACCAUGUUGGGGCUUGGGUUUGGAGUUGCAACUAUCUAUACAUAUGUCUGAAAGUGAAACUGAAAGCUUCGAUGGUUCCUUGUCAAUGUAAGGAAUAUAUAUUAAUUAGAUGUUUGUUAGUAAU
This is a messenger RNA of Arabidopsis thaliana (thale cress), 1367 nucleotides long. It is a transcript of the gene PFS2, whose product is annotated as Homeodomain-like superfamily protein. The record is from RefSeq and is marked reviewed. Gene Ontology annotation, biological process: plant organ development. The transcript is spliced from 4 exons. Gene Ontology annotation, cellular component: nucleus. Bases 238 to 1053 code for a protein of 271 amino acids. NCBI's taxonomy places the organism in Eukaryota, Viridiplantae, Streptophyta, Magnoliopsida, Brassicales, Brassicaceae. Gene Ontology annotation, molecular function: DNA-binding transcription factor activity; DNA binding.